GCUGACGAGACGCUGAUUGUGUUGUUGUUGAAUUGAAAUCGAUGAAGCUGUGAGGGCGCAAUUGUGACUGCAAUAUCAAGAAUCGUUUGCAGAAAUUCGCACUUUCUACGUUGGAAACUUACUGGUGUGCUCCAUUAUUUUUACCAGCUGGCGGAGCCAUGUCAGAGAGCUCAAGUGACACAGAGUCCUCCUGUGGGUGGACUAUCAUAAGUAAUGAAGGUUCAGAUAUUGAGGCCCUGGGGCCAGAGAACGGCCUGGAAUGUGGAUCUGAUCUCCCAGAGAGCGCAGUGCUGGAGCCAGAGCUGCUGCAGAACCAACCCACCUCUCUCUCUGCUGAGUUCACUGAGGAGAGGGGUGAGUCAUCUCUUGAUGCCACUCUAAAAGAAGAAACCUUAGAUGAAACAUUGUCUGCUUCUGAGGCUGGAGGUGAGGUGGCCGGGGACGAGCAAGUGACUCUGUGCUCCUCCAGUGACCACUCUGACAUUGUGACUCUGGUGGACACGAGGGAGACUGAGCUCGGGCCUUGGGAUGAGCAGACGGUGGAGGAGGAAGAGGGAGCAGUCAGUGAGGAGCUCUACCUGGGCACCUCUUCCAGCAGCCAGUACACCUUCAGCGCAGCAGAGACUGCCAGGCUGAUGAUGCGCCACUGGAAGCUUCCACAGAGUCUGUGGGACUUGGGCUGCCAACUGAAAGGGCAGAUGUCUGGCAGCCGUUCUCUCUCAGUUUUCCCUGCGGAGCAGCCUGUGGUUGCAGACUCCAGCAGCAGUGAGGAUGAGGGAGGAGAGCAGGUCACCCCAGUAGUGCGGAGGCGCAGGGUGAGGAAGAGCACCACUAGCUCUGUGCCUGAGCCUGGAGAGGAGGUGCAGGAGUCUGGCCACAGUGACCGAGAGGAGACUCAAGAGGAGGACCAGAAGGAGGUACAGGAGGAGGAGGUGCAGCAGGAACCUUGCGUUGCAGCCCCACCUCAAGGCCAUGUCAGCAGCACCCUUAACAAAUGUAUCCUACUAGCCCUCAUCAUCGCCAUCAGCAUGGGCUUUGGUCACUUCUAUGGAAAAUUUGAAGGCACAGUACAGGUUCAGGAGAGGCAGAAGAUUGUGGAGAAGCUCUGUGGAGUGAACGACCUUGGUAAUUCGAGAGAUCUGCAGCCUCAGUGUCAUAAAGGACCAAAUGUCAUCAGCAAGCAAUGCUCAGUGGGCACUCAUUUCACUAUUAUUCGUCAAGAAAAUCUAACAUCUGUGGACGUGGUUAAGAGUCUGAGAGAAGACCUAAAGGACAAGAGUGACAUGAUGCUGUCCCUCACAGGGAUUAUGGACAAGCUUACUAAAGAGAACCAGGAUCUCAGAUCCAAACAGGCCCAGCUACAGGCCCAGAAAGAAGACUUGGUCGUGAAACUGAAGCAGACUGGCGAAAAGAGGGUUAAGAUUGAGUCUAAGCAGAGUCACCUGAUGGUGGAGAACCAGCUGCUGAAGAGCUCCCUGGAGCGUGAGGAGGAGUCCCUGUCCACCCUUCAGGAGGAGCUGAGGAACCUGCGCUCCCAGAUCCGAGAACUGGAGGAGACUGGGGCCGGGGCAGACUCCAUACUGUCUGAGAACCAGAGGCUGAAGGACCACCUGGAGGAGGAGACGCAGCGCCUCCGCAGCUUCCUGAGCCAGAGGGAGGCCCUGAUGGCUGAGGCCCAGACGCUGAGGAGGGAGCUGGAUAAUGAGCGGAGGGUGACUGACCAGCUUAGGGAGCAGCUGAGCAGCCGCAACACCAGGGCUGGAGGAGAGGUCGACCCGGAGACAGAGGAGCUGCAGUCACGGCUCAUGGAGUUGCAGAAGAAGCUGAGCUUUGAGCAGCAGCGCUCUGACCUUUGGGAGAGGCUCUAUGUGGAAACCAAAGAGGAGCGGGCCAAGGGAGACGAGCAGGCCAAAGUCAAGAGGUCCAAGGAUGGCGUGAUAGGGAAGGUGAAAGACACUUUUGAUGCGGUGAAGAACUCCACCAAGGAGUUUGUGCACCAUCACAAAGAGCAGAUAACGAAAGCCAAAGAGGCUGUGAAGGAGAAUCUGAGGAAGUUCUCCGAUUCUGUGAAAUCCACCUUCCGCCACUUCAAGGACUCUGCUUCGCGUAUGAUGGACAAGACUUACCGGCCUCACGAUCGGAGGUUUCACGAGAGGAAGGAWGCCAAGCCUGAGCAGCAGGAGYAUCAUAGAGACCAUGGAAACAAGCACUCAGAGGAGGAACCAUGGCAGCCCAKAACCCACAAGCCCCUGCAUCGUCACCCUCGUAAAUCCACUGAYGACUCUUUCCAGGCACACCGUAACACCCGGAAGUCAGGGRGUAAAGUUGAGGAGGACCCAGASGCUGAGCMACAACAAAGAGGAGUGCCCAAAGGUUGCUCUGGGGUUUUCGACUGUGCCUACCAAGAAUCCAUGAGCCUCUUCAACAAAGCSAUGGACCCCAUAAGAGCAGAUGAGUUCAACCAGCUGCUUCACAGCUACCUCCAGCAGGAGGUUGACCACUUCCACCACUGGACUGAGCUGGAGAGCUUUAUWAAMAAUUUCUUUCACAAYGGCGUCUUCAUCCACGAUCAGAUGCUGUUCACAGACUUUGUUAGUGGUGUGGAAGACUACCUGGAGGACAUGGAUGAGUACCAUGGCCACAACGAUGACGUCUUUGAAGAUCUUGAUGAGUAUGUCUACAGGCACUUCUUUGGAGAUACCUACUCAAAACGUUAUGGGUCAAGUAGACCCUUUGAAGUGCCAAAUACGGAUACUAAAGAAGAAAGACUAGCCAAGCAGCAGCAGCGCAAUCAGAGGGCCCGGCCCCGGUCACAAAGAGAGAGGAAGUGGAGCAGAGCAGGACGGAACACAGACAGACACAUGGCUGAUGUAAAAAUAGAGUUGGGUCCUAUGCCCUUUGAUCCCAAAUAUUGAGAAUAAUCUUACCUAAUGAAUCCGUUUUAAUAAUGGCUGAUAUUGUAGUUGCAAAGGCUAUUUAGGAUGUGUUUGAUGGAAAGCCUUUUCACUUCUUAUUCUUCUGUUUUUGUGAUUUUGCACAAUGUUCUUUUAACUCUGCCGAAUGUCCCCUUGCUUCCUGUGUUGUGUAAGCAAUCCUUAGGUUAGUGUCAAUGGUGGUGUAUCUGACUGCAUCUAAUCUCAUGCGCACAAAGAAGAUUAUUGCUGCAAUGAUUUAGCCAUGAAUUGUCUUUAAAUAUGACUAACUACAGCAAUUAAACAUGGGAAUACAGUAAGUAAAUCUGACAGUAGCUAACUCUGUAGUACACAUUCAUUGUCAUCAGGUCAGCUGUUACAUGUUCAUGUUCUUUUUAAGAGCCAUCACUGACUAAUUUGCACAACAUUUCUUAUUUUUGGGCCUUGUUUAAAAAAAUAAAAAAUAAUAAUCUGUUACCAUUUUAAUUGUCUAAAUGUAGGCCUAUUGCAAAUGAAUAAUGAUUCAUUGGAUGGAUCCAACAAUGGAAAGAAAUAUAAUUUUUGUCAGUGGCAUUGAGAAGUUAUGCACUGACAAAUACACUUUAAUUUCCAUUCCAAAUUGAUAAUUGUGAGAUGAUAGCCUAAACAAUUGCUGACAAUGAUACUGUUGUGUGCAGUAAAACUUUAAAAGUAGCAAAACCACUGAGAAAUACUUGCAAGAAUGCAAGCUGGUUCCACAGUCGAUUUCUAUAAUUUGCUGCUACGUUACAUAUUUGUUUAAAAUGGUGAGAUAAAGUGCAACUGUGUUGUCGUUAAAUUGUUCAGUAACAUUCCAACUAUGGCUUGUUUUAUUAAGGCUGAUUUAUUUCCUUUCAUUUACAGAUGUGCUGUUGAAAAUUAAUUGCAGCUUCCCAAUAAAAAAAAAGUGAAUAUUAA
Salvelinus sp. IW2-2015 is the source of this 3848-nucleotide messenger RNA. The record is from RefSeq and is a predicted model, not a curated record. NCBI's taxonomy places the organism in Eukaryota, Metazoa, Chordata, Actinopteri, Salmoniformes, Salmonidae.